AUGGCCAGGUUCCUGCAGGCCAACCUGAACCGGUCUCGACCGGCUCAGGACCUGGCGCUACAGUAUUGUGUGGAGGAAGAGGUGGGUGUGUCUGUUUUCUCGGAACUCCACACAGUUCCGAACCGUCCACACUGGGCGGGCAGCACGGACAGUCUCUGCGCGGUUCACUGGCGCCCUUGUAGCUGCCCCAAUCUCUGUCGACUGAUCGGUGCCGGAAAGGGGUUUGUGGCAAUAAAAAUCGGCAAGUGGGUCGUCUUCUCCUGCUACUUUUCCCCAAACCGGGACUUGGCGGAAUUCGAACGAUAUCUCGAUAGUCUCGGCGUGGCAGUGCGCCCGCACCUGCCCGGUGCGGUGAUUGUAGCCGGAGACUUCAACGCCAAGUACCCGGAGUGGGGGAGCGUACGCUGGGAUCGGCGGGGAAGGCUGCUGGCGUCAUGGGCGGACAGCAUCAACCUUGCCCCUUUAACCUUUUCGCGGCGAACAGCGCCUUUUGGCGCUCAACUAUAG
Messenger RNA from Pseudomyrmex gracilis, 507 nucleotides. RefSeq lists its product as uncharacterized. The record is from RefSeq and is a predicted model, not a curated record. The coding region runs from base 1 to 507 and encodes 168 amino acids. The transcript has a single exon. NCBI's taxonomy places the organism in Eukaryota, Metazoa, Arthropoda, Insecta, Hymenoptera, Formicidae. Gene Ontology annotation, molecular function: catalytic activity.